Molecule: messenger RNA, 1440 nt
Organism: Metschnikowia bicuspidata var. bicuspidata NRRL YB-4993
Lineage: Eukaryota; Fungi; Ascomycota; Pichiomycetes; Serinales; Metschnikowiaceae
Gene: FUS1
Product: Fus1p
Exons: 1
Coding region: 140-1240 (366 amino acids)
Molecular function (GO): protein binding
Source: RefSeq, a predicted model, not a curated record
CGCGUGCGCAACUCUCCCCAGCCGCCAAAUUUAAAUAGCUGCGAAAAACUAGCCGAGUCCGCGACGCUCCAGGUAAUAAAUUAAACCCCACCACCAACCCUUCAGCCGACGCUAACAGAAAGCCGCCCCACAAUAACAAAUGAGGCUCGCACGUGAUUCCUUGCCUGUCCUCCGCCGUGACGCAACUGUCCCAACCACGGUGGUGGUGGUCACACAGGUCGCAGCCACCACGACAGAUUCGGCCGCCUCCACCUCGAUAUCUGAGAUCGACCUGACCAUCACAAUCCUCACCACCAUAACCGCAGGCGCCGAGCCAGCCACCUCCAGCUCCUCGACAUCCAGUUCUGCGCCGACCACUGCAUUUUCGGCCCUGAGCUUGGCCGCUCUGGCUGCGCUUUCUGUAUCUGCCCCCAGCGCCAUUUCUAGCCAGUCUGCCCUGGGCUCGAUAUCGCUGACAACCACAUCCACCAGUCUUGCGCUGGCCACCACUGUCUCGCUGUUGUUGAGCACUAGCCUGCUGUCAAGCACGCGGUUGGGCUUGGCCAUCGGGAUCCCGAUCGCUGCCGUGUGCGUAUUUGGCCUUGUGGUGUUCCUAUUGAUCUAUCUUCGGAAACGAAUGGACCUGACGCCCACCGAGACACUAGCGUUCAAGCUCCCCAAAACUACGCUGGCCAGAUCCACGAACGAAAAACACGCCGCAUCCAGUAUCUACCUGUCUUCCGACCUUGAACAGGGGCUCGAACAAACGUACAAUGGCCGGCCUUCUGUGCCCAGUGGGCCAGACCUGGGGGCUCUCCAAAAGCCCACGUUCUUGAAGAGAAUCAGCCGGCUCAUCAACGUGCCCGAGUCGCCCUUGGAAUUCAAGUCGCCGCUCUUUUUGCGCAGGUUCCACUUGCUGUCCAACAAGUACGACGCGGAGUCCGACGAGAGACAGGAGAAAGAGUUGCCCAAAUCGCCUGCCACCACUCCCGACGAGCUAAGUUUGGGCCAUGUUGCAGAAACGGGCUUUCCCGAGAGAAAAGCUUCUUCUAAACGCGGCGUGCCCGAACUGAAAUACGUGGUCAUCAAGCCCUACACCCGUCGCCUAGGUGACGAGCUCACCGUUUCGAUUGGGGAACAAGUAUCUAUCGUGGACCAUCACUCUGAUGGGUGGGCCGCAGUCAAGUUGACUGAGACCGGCGAGGUUGGGGUGAUUCCCCUCAUGUGCGUGAAGAAGUUCGUGGGCAAGAACGAGCUCUAGGUUGGGGGUUAUACGCCAGGUCCCCAGAGGCGUUGGUGUCGAGAUAUAAAACAAGUAUUCGUGUGGGGGCUUCCCUAUAAUACAUACUCUUGGAACACUAUGGUACAUUAUCAGUAUUGUCUCAUGUACCCGGAGUCAGACUGCUGCUUUUGCAUCCGAGGGUCGGGCCUUUGUUCGCCUUCCCACUGCAUUGGGGCUUG